This is a messenger RNA of Vespa crabro (European hornet), 2149 nucleotides long. RefSeq lists its product as uncharacterized. The coding region runs from base 1415 to 2149 and encodes 244 amino acids. NCBI's taxonomy places the organism in Eukaryota, Metazoa, Arthropoda, Insecta, Hymenoptera, Vespidae. The transcript is spliced from 4 exons. The record is from RefSeq and is a predicted model, not a curated record.
UGAAACUUUUCCUCAAUUUAUUUAUAUUGAAAAUUUUUUCUCUAAUACAGAAAGCUUCGAAAAUUUCGCUUAAUUUCUUAAUAAUGUCAUUCCGGCGCUCAAUUCAUGUCAAUGAUGAUGAUGAUAAUAAUGGCAAGAAAAACAAUCUAAUGUUACUCGUAUUUGUAAGCUUUUUUCUUCUUAAUUUUUUAUUUUAAAAAGUUCUAAUUCACCAAACUUCAACAAACGGUAGCCAUUUUAUUUUGGUGUAUUACGUCAUCACAGCGCGAAAUUCAAAUCGAAUUUUCGGAGAAUAUUUUUCUUCUCAUGAAAAUUGCUAGUCGAACCUUCGUUAUAAUUGUCUUAUUUCCGAUGACAUAUUAUAUAUAUUAUAUUAUUGUCUUAUAUUCGAAUCAUUACGUGAGAAGAAAGGAAAAAUUCAAAAUUAGAAAAACGAUUGAUAAAUCAUUGUAGAUACUCAUACGUUUGGAAAAAGAUUAUGAUCAAAAGAGAAGAAUUCUUAUUUACGAAAGUGAAUAAAUAAAUAACAUACACAAUUAUAGACACUUUAAGAUAUUUUACUGAUUUGGUGUAAAAUAUAAUUGUCAAAAUUUUUAUCAAAGGAGAAAUUAACAAUUUAUUAUAUCAUUAUAGAUUCGUCUAACCUUAUGCAUUUAUGAAUCUAACUUUUGCUUUUGCAAAUUUUUAUUUACAAAUGUAAGAUCCAGUUGGCAGGUAUGUGCAAAAAAUAUAAUAUAUCAGGUCUUUAGAUUUAGUUUUGUUUGGUAAAAAAACAUUUGAACGUUAUAUAUAAAUUACAAAUAAGAUAUAACUCAAUCUCUCUAAACACUACUUUCCGUAAAAAAUUCACAAGAAAAAUAUAAAACUAUGAGUAAGUUAUAUUAAUAAGUUACUACAUAUAUGUAAAUAUAAAAAUUAUUUCUAACAUAAUUAUCAUUUAUAUUUUAAAUCACACGAGAUUCUAUACAAGAAAAAAUUCCAACACAAACGGAAGUUGGUCUUCACCUUGGUUUACCAUUAGCAAAAACACUAUUUGCUUAUGAUCAUCAAGAAACCAAAAAAUUGUUAGGAUUAAUACCACCACUAAAGCAAGUAUCCGGAGAUCUCUGGAUUUCACCGUGUGCACAAAUAAGCAAAAAAGUUUUAAGCUUACCAGAAAAUAAUAAUAUAAUUAAAGAAUGCACACAUUUAGGAAUACUUGGUAAUAGUAUUGUGUUACAUAUCGGCGUUAUUAAAAUGAACAAUCUUUGUGUAAAAUAUAUAAUUAGCCUUAGGGCAAGAUCUGUUAAAUAAAUUCAAAGCAGAAAUUAAAGCAAAUAUAAAGAAGGAAUUUAAAAAACAGUUAAUCGAUCAAAAAUAUUUAUGCGAAGCUGAAAAACGUCAAGCAAUUAAAAUCAAUACAGAAGAAAUCCACAUGAUGUGGCAAAAAUAUAUUAAUACCAUAGAGUGUGAUAUGCAGAAAGAAUUACAGAUUGAACUUACGAAAGUUAUUAUUAAAUGCAAUAAAGAGAUACAGAAAGCAGUGGUACAACAACGUAUAAAUAUGACACAACAUAUGUUAAGAAAAAUACGUAAUGAAAUGUCUUAUAUGGUAACAGAUCUUUAUGAAGAAUUUGAGCAAACUCGCAGAUCACAUAUAGAAAAUAUAAUAGCAGAUGUUAAUGAGAUUUUAAGGAAGGAACAUAUGAAAAACAAUAGAAAAAUAGAAAAAUUGAAAAAGGAAAAAAUGGAAUCAUUAUAUGUUCAAAAAGUAAAACUUGAGACAAAAAAUAUAGCUAAUGUUAUGUACAUGCUUUGCCUUGAAAGAUUACAUUCUAAUCUAGAAAAACAAAAAAUACAAAAUAAUUUCCAGAACAAAUUCAGUAAUUUGGAAAACAUUAUUUUGGAUUUAAAGAAAAUGUUAAAUACGGCCGAAGAAACUGUUAAAAGAUAUCAAAGCAAUAAUGAAUUGUUAAAAGAGAAAUUUGAUAAGAUUAACCAAGAAUUUCAUAAGUUUGUCACUUUUGUAUUUAAUACCGUACCAAAGCAGGCUGAGUUUGUAUUACCUUCAGAAUCUAUUUAUUCGCAACAAAUGAAUCAGACUUUAAAUGAAAAAUUAGAUAAAUAUAAUACAAUUUGUCAGAAUCUAUUGUUAGAAAAACAAAAUUGA